Miscanthus lutarioriparius is the source of this 2880-nucleotide messenger RNA. The record is from the annotation of a GenBank genome assembly. Lineage: Eukaryota; Viridiplantae; Streptophyta; Magnoliopsida; Poales; Poaceae.
AUGGAUCAUUCAAGCAGUGGGUUGCCGAGGGACAUCCCAUUCCAUUUAUUGGAAGAAAUUACAGAUGGCUUCUCAAAUGAGCGCAAACUUGGUAGUGGUGCGUUUGGAAAAGUCUAUAUGGGAGUGCAUAACAAUGGGGAGAAGAUUGCUGUGAAGAUGCUUUAUGAUAUGCCAGGACUUGAGGAGGAGCAAUUUCUGAAUGAGUUUCACAAUCUUGCAAGUCUCCAGCACCCAAAUAUAGUGCGACUUGUUGGCUAUUGCCAUGAAAUUCAGAACAAAUGUGUUGAGUACAAUGGAAGAUUAGUUUUUGCUGAAAGAAUUUGUAGGGCGCUCUGUUUCGAGUAUAUGCGUUAUGGAAGCCUUGACAAAUAUCUUUCUGGAGACAGAGACUACGAUUCGCAGAUCCUCACAAUUUUCUCACAGGUGUGCAGGUUGGUAGAGCGAAUGAGUAUUUCUGUGGAGCCAUUCCAAGUGCCACAGCUCGCAUUCAGCCGGGCCAUGUUGCAGCAGCGCCUCCAGGCCAUCAUCGAGGGCUCCAUUGAUGAAGCCUGGACAUGCGCCAUCUUCUGGCAGUCCUCCGUCGACGCCAUCACCGGCUCCUCAUGCCUCAGUUGGGAUGACGGCUACUACAAAGGCUGCGACAGAGAUGAAAAGGGUCCCAGCAAGCGCCAGCCUACCACCCCUGCGGUUCAGGCCGAGCAGGAGCAUCGCAAGCGCGUCUUACGCGAGCUCCACUCCCUAAUCUGCGGCAACGACCAAAAUGCCGCUUCCACUCCGACUCCUGCCUCCCAGGAGGAGGAAGUCAGCGACGAGCUAUGGUCCAACCUCACGUCCGUGAUGCAGUCCUUCGUGGACAUCUCAGGGGUGAGGGGUCAGGAGCAGCAGCACCGGAAGAACGUCCUCCGCGAGCUCAGCUCCCUUCUCUCGGGCUACCCUGCCGCCUGCGACCUUAACAAGGACCCUGACAUGGAGGAUGUCACCGACACCGAAUGGUUCUUCCUGGUCUCCAUGUCACAGUUCUUGCCCGCUAGUUCAAGCCUCCCGGGCAACGCGCUUCUCGCCGCCCGACCCAUAUGGAUCACCACUGCCCUCUCCGAUGCCCCCUGCCAACGGGCCUGCCAAGCCUAUACCUUUGGCCUCCGCACCAUGGUCUGUAUCCCCAUCGGCACCGGGGUGCUCGAGCUCGACUCCACCAACUUUAUCUUCCAGACCACAGAAAGCAUUCCCAGGAUCCUCUCGUUGUUUAAUCAGGCCACGACUGAGCUAUCCUACUAUAUCUGUUUAUUGCAAGAAUGCAAGAGGGAGACUACUAGUCUUCGGCUAGCUCGGGCAUCACAAGUGCUAGCAUGCACAGCCUUGGAGUCAGUCAAGUCAACGAUCAGUCCAUCUAUUCUUCACAAGUUUUUUCACCGUAUAACUGGCAGUGAAGCUAGCAAGCGUGCUUUCUUACCGAAAUCUACAGAUUUUGGCGUAUUGGAGGGCAUGCUACAAGAUCCCUGUGCGGCACCGAUGUGUCUGCCGAUGGAUUUUCUAAAGGCCAUCACGCAAGAUUUCUCCCAGGAGCGAGAAGUCGGAAGAGCUCCCUCCGCUUUCCCGCUGCAACCCCUUGCCUCAUGCCCUCACCCUCACCUCUCCGUCGCGCUCAAGUAUUGCAAUUAUGAGUUUGAACAUGGAAUUCUUCAAAAUGGUAAGGCAAUUGCUGUGAAGAAGCUUUCGGAGAUGCAGCUAGAAGAUGGUCCAUUUCAGAAUGAAGUUAUUUAUCUAAUUGGGUUGAUGCACAAGAUUAUUGUAAAACUUGUAGGCUAUUGUGCUGAAUCAUGGUGGGAGGCAACUCAAGUGGUUGAAAUUUGGAGGAACAACAUGGAAAAGGCACCAAAGUAUAUACCCCUGGAAAUAGAAAGUCGACAAGUAAAUACAUGCAUUGUAAUAGGACUAAACUGUGUUGAUUCUGACCCGAAGAAAAGGCCUUCUGCAUUGGAUAUACUUCAAAUGCUUAAUGCAGUAGGGAGUACAAAUAGGCAUACAUUGAUCAAAUAUCAGCAGUCUGUUCUCCUCUGCCAAAGGAAACAGAUGUUUAGGCAAUUUUACUCAGAGGUUAAUCGGUUUGGAAAUAUGUGUGUAGAUCCUUUGUUGCACAACUUGUUUAUGUAUUUCGACAGUCUGGCAGAUCAAGAGAUGAAAACUCUGAAAAAGGUGGUGAACGAAGAAUUGGUUUCCAAUAUGGAGUAUCUUACAAAGCUUGAAAAGUACACUUCGGAACUGCGUGGAAAAUUACUUGUGUGGGACAAGUGUGAAAAAGGAUUCCAAUACGAAUCGUUGCGGCAUUAUGGCAGUGGAAGAUCUAAACGUGAUCAAAGUAAUAUGAUUCAAACCAUGCGUCGUUCACUGAAGCACCAAAGAUCUGUUGCUAAGAACUUGGGAAAUAAAUCACUUUGGCCCAAGACGAUGGAAGAUAUUGUAGUGAAACUUGUAGACAUUGUGCAUGUCUUAAAUUUUGAGAUCAGAAGAGCUUUCUUGAAGAACCACGGAGAUCAAUCUGAUCAAUCUGUAGCGCCAGUGACCAACCUUCAUGAAACAUUAGGGUCUACUGGCCUUGCAUUGCAUUAUGCCAAUGUCAUUCUGCAGAUAAAUGUAUUGACGAUGAACGUAGCGGAGGUCAGAGCUGAGAUGGACAGAAUACUCCAGUGGCUUGUGCCAGUUGCAGAAUCCACAAAAUUGUACUACAAGAAUGGGGCAUUCGGUGAAUGGAUGAACAUGGUGAUGCCAGAGGAUAUAGUUGUCCAGGAACCACACUGGCCUGGAGAAGAACGUCAGACCAUCGCUGGUGCCUCUGCCAUUCAAAGGCAUGUGGUGAACAAGAUAGACAUUGUACCACGCUGA